Molecule: messenger RNA, 1835 nt
Organism: Aureobasidium subglaciale EXF-2481
Lineage: Eukaryota; Fungi; Ascomycota; Dothideomycetes; Dothideales; Saccotheciaceae
Exons: 5
Coding region: 411-1640 (409 amino acids)
Biological process (GO): regulation of transcription by RNA polymerase II
Molecular function (GO): DNA-binding transcription activator activity, RNA polymerase II-specific; zinc ion binding
Source: RefSeq, a predicted model, not a curated record
GCCUCUCGAAGCAAUACGCAUCGAGAUGCUGUAGUGAUGCGUAUUGCUUUCUAAUUCUCUCUCGGACGUAGGUACAGGCCAACGCUUCCAAGGGGAAGGCGUCUCACAUGUUCUCCGCAGACAGCGGACGUGGUGCCUGAGUAGAAAACCACAUUCGAUUGCAUAGCAUAUGCCGUCUCGUGUCAUAGCCGAGAAAUGAUGGUCAUGAUGGAGAGCUUUGUAGAGAAUAGAGCACAUCUCAUGGAAAACGACGUGAUUAGCUAGGUAGACUGCCGGAUCGGCGCUUGCCUCAUCGGGGCUCGGUUCGGGUAUCUAGACAUCGCAACGGUCGCUCUUUCAAGAGGAACCACUAGCUGGGCAACGUCAUUUUCUCGUCGCUACACUCCAUGACCUAAUCUCAAUGCUAUACGAUGGAGAUCACGGCACGUCCAAGGACUAAGAAAUCUCACUUGAAGAGAAGGACAGGAUGCAACGUCUGCAGGGAACGAAGAGUGCGCUGUGAUGAGACCCGACCGACAUGUCAGAACUGUGUUAGACAUAGUCGCAAAAAGCACGUGUCUUGCACCUACCAUGUCUCCGGAGAUCAAGAAGGACUUGCAACCCAAGACCAGCAGAUCGCGUUGCUACGCGGUCAUUCGCACGCUACGACUAUGACACGAUCACCGAAUACCACACCGCUAUUCGAUCUUAACCCAAAACAACAUUUUCUCAUUCACCAUACGAAUACCAUUGCCCUCGAAGCACAAGCUUGCCAUUUUGAUGACACCAACAUAGGAUCUAACAUAUUCAUAAAGGCAAUAGAACGUGCUAAUGCGGUCCCAUUUCUUCGUCAUUGUGUCUGUAACCUUGCAGCCCAACACCUGUACGGACUCACAAGAACGUCCGAUCUUCUCUGCGAGCAGUUGUACCAUCGCGGCAUGGCACUGAGUGGGUUACGAGAACACUUUGAUCGUCUCGAUGUACUGGACUACGAGAGUAUCAUAAUCGCUUGCCACAUGUUGUCGUUAAAUGCUGCCAAUUCGGAAGAGUUUUUAUGGAACAUGCGAGGCAUCUCUAUGAUACUAGAUCGUACGGACGUACAUGCUAGUCGGUCAAGCGUUGUUGAGCUAUUUCUACCGAUCCCUGGAAAGGACGAGAUCGCAAAAUGGCGCGCAGAUGGAUCGGAUCUGCUCGAAAGUGCUUUGCGAAGCCUCAAUAACCUGGUAAAGCUCGCCAAAGGCAAGCCUGCUUUGUUGGCCGCAGCGAAAGAGCUCAAAAAUCAUCUCAUAAACACGGUUGAAAAGCCAGAGAAUGGAUUGACGGAGCCUGGACAAGUGAAGGCAGUCUUUCCUGUUCGCUCAUGGCUACCGUGGUUUCCUACCAUCCGGGACUACAUGAGCGAUGGGGACCCGCAUAUCAUGUCGUUUCUUGCCAACUUUGAAAUGGUCAAAAUGGUUCAAGCCCUCGUCAUGCCUGAAACGAGAUACUACAUGGCGCUACGUCGGAGGGCUCAAUCGAUUAAAUGGACAUGCACUCAGCUGCAGACUCUGUCACAGACAGUCGAUUUGGAUCUGUCCGGGGUCAUGGAAGGUCCGCUGCGGAUCGCGAAUUCCUAUCUGAAUUCGCUUAGUGCAUAUCGCUCUAAUGUCCAAGAGCUUUGAUUCACUUGCUUGACACCGACGCUUCGUACUUUGAGUCGUUGUGCUAAAGAGAUUGAUAGCUUACAACUAUCUUGGUUCGCUAUUUGCCAGCCUUGAGCUUCAGGAUCUCAACAAGGAGUCUAUCACGUUCAGCCUCAAGCUUCUGAACGUCCUUGCCCUCGAGCUCUUCGCCAACACUAGCGCUGAGUCCGUCCA